This is a messenger RNA of Dreissena polymorpha, 2363 nucleotides long. RefSeq lists its product as uncharacterized. The transcript is spliced from 5 exons. Bases 238 to 945 code for a protein of 235 amino acids. The record is from RefSeq and is a predicted model, not a curated record. NCBI's taxonomy places the organism in Eukaryota, Metazoa, Mollusca, Bivalvia, Myida, Dreissenidae.
AAAGUAAAAGUCCACUAUAAUAAGGAGUUGUUAUUUUCGGAAAUCCGAUAUGGACGGAUCGACGUGUCUGUAAUCGGUUGGUUACUAGCAUAGCAAAUAUAUCUGUUGACAUGUGGUGGUGCCUGGGGAUUUAGUGUAAGAUAAGCGUACAGUGUUGUGGGAAUACUCUAAACCUACGUUGCUUUUCAUUGUAUCGGCGUCUCUGAAUGUUAAUGAAUCAAAUUUAUUAAAUUUAAAAUGGAUAUUUGGAGGAUUUGCGCGCUGUUUUGCAUCUUAGGAUGCGUAUCAGGGACAAUAAAUCAGUAUUUUGACGUUUUUAAUGGCCUGGCAGGUAUAGGAUGCCUUGAAAUUGAUGACACUAUUCCGGACAAUGUUGUUGUCAGCAAGGAUGUUGAGAACGCGCGAGGUACCCACGAUGCAGAGUCUUGUGACACAUUAUUUUCUGCUUAUGUCAAGGACAUUCCAGUCUUAAUUGGCGGUAGGGUCUAUAAUACAGCAGUUCGGUGGGAUCCGUCAAAAGGUGUUUUCAAUGUGAAGACUUUGCUCUACGAAAUUCCUGAAGCACAAACGAAUAACACAGUUGUUUUAAUUUUACAACAAGUAAAUUCGUUUGCAUUGGAGUUCAAAUCAUGUCAGGUCGGGGAAAAAAGAGAAUUCCGGAUUCAUUUACAAGUGGAAAUCACUAGUGGAACAACAAUACAGAUCGAUGCUGGAUUAAGUGAGAAUUACGCCUUCGUGGAUGCAGGCAUAACACUCUUUGGUAUCUAUACUGCCUCAGCUGGAGUGCAGAUGACCUGGAAUGAAUGGAGCAGCAUGGCGCUUGUAGGUAAUGUCCAACUUGUGGCUUUGGGCAAAGACCGCGGGUACAUUUCCAGCCUAGGUUCUGUAGCAAAGCUAAUAGGGAAUGGACCAAAAGAAAUCGUUAUUGAUCUGCAGAACACAUAGCAAUCAGCAAACAGAUGUUUAAAAAGAGCACAGGAAUAUUUGCUGGAGAAACAACGAGCUCUUAAAAGCGCACAUUCCAUUUUCGACGCCGGAGUAGCGAAACUGGAAGAUGCGAAACAAUAUUUCGAAGAAAAGAAACAUGACUUGCAAAAAAAGAGAAAACAAUGGAAAAAUGACCAAGAAAAUGCGGACUUGGUCUGCAAAAUUCAACAGUGCCGAUUAAUCUGCAUUCCUGGAUUGAAGCUCGACACGUGUUAUACGAAGGACUCCUCUUUUCUUUGUCCGCGGAUGACAGAUUGCAUGUUUAACAUGGAUGAUCCUGUUUGCGUUCUUAAUAACAUUUGGUGCAAGACAAAGAGAGGAGCGACGCAUGUAUCAUUGGAGUUUGCACAAGGUGGCGCCCGACUGGCGGAAUCUGUAUUAGACGGCGCACAAACCGUCCUCAAAGCUGCACAAGUCGUCGUAGAUAAAUCCCGUGUCAUAUUAGAUGGAGCAGGCACGGCUUUGACAAUCAUUGAAAAGGGAAUCGAACAUAUAAGAUAUGUUAAUGAAAAGGUCAUCAAUGGAUUAGAAGCUGUUGAAUACUUGAUCAACUAUGGAGUCGAUUUGGCGGGGUUGAUUAUGGAAGCGGUAUCUGAAAACGUCAUUGACGUCCGCGAUUGUGGAGUCAUUGAUUUUGCGUAUUCAAAAGACAUAAUGGAAUCGGGUAUUGAAAUAUUUUACGAAGUAAAUGUUCGAGGACGUGGAUAUAAGAGGGUUUCACGACGCUUGCGUUUGUGCGAUAUGUUCACACCUACCAAAUGCACAGAUAUAGGUGAAAUUGAACAUGUACAUUAACGAACACUAUUACCUUUGUCGAAAUCCUUCCUAUCAUAUGGGUAGCAAAUUAGCAUAUAAAAUAUUGCAAAGUAACCAUUUGAUAAUGCGUAUAAUUAUCAAGACUUUAAAUAAACAAAAAAAAAUCGUUCUAAAAGUAUGUAUCAAAUUCAUAAAUGCGUUUUAUUAACUUUUGUGUUGUUCUUUAUGUUUUUUAUUGAUUUUAUAAUUUGUGUUGUUGUUUAUGCAGCUUUUUUCAGUCAUAUAUGUUACACGUACGUGCAAAUAUUAUAAGAACUAGUUUGAAUAUUUUAAAUGGUAUGUUGAAAUAGUUUGUGAGAUGUAUACCAACGUUAUUCAAAAAGUUUAAGGACGUUCAAUAGUAUACAUUCAAUAACAAAAUACAAACAUGCGGCUGUCGAAGUAGAGCUUUGGUUAAAACGUUUUCAUCUGCAUGCCCAAAGCCAUUUGAAAUAAGUGAUUAUAUUAUUAUUGAUGUUUAUUUCACUAAAAUCUUUUCAUAAAUGCAGUAAAUAAGGUUCAUAUUCUAAAACGCUUGUUAUGAAUAAAAUACACGCUGCAUGUGUUUGAAACAAACUGAA